GGUCAUUGUCGGGGUGCUGCGGGGAGAGUUUGUCCCGCAGCUGCAGCUCGGUGCGGGAUCAGAUGCUGCUGAGAGGAGGUGGAGGAGGACCGGAGAACACCGACACACCGAGAGAGCGACAGCUGCCACUCACUGAGAGAGAGAGACAGAGACAUGUCUGUCUCUACACAGCUGGGUCUGCUGCUGUGGAAGAACUUCACCUACAGACGCCGACAGACGCUUCAGCUCCUGGUGGAGAUCAUCUGGCCACUGCUGAUCUUCUUCAUCCUCAUCGCCGUGCGGGUCAACUACCCUCCAUAUGAACAGCAUGAGUGUCAUUUUCCCAACAAGGCGAUGCCAUCGGCCGGCACACUGCCCUGGCUUCAGGGAAUCCUCUGCAACGCCAACAACCCCUGCUUCAGAAACCCGACGCCCGGCGAGUCUCCGGGAGUCGUCGGAAACUUCAACGACUCCAUAAUUUCUCGUCUGUUUUCAGACGCCAAGAAGAUUCUCCUGUACAGUCAGAACGAUAAAAACCUGGACGGAUUCAAGGAGCUCACUCAGGCUCUGCAGGCGCUGCAAAACAGCCAGUCAGGAUUCCAGCUGAAGCACUUCCUGCGGGACAAUGAGACUCUGUCUGCGUUCCUGCGGAGCAACGCCUCCUUCCCCGAGCUCAGCGUGGAGCACAUCAGGGAGGCCCACGUCAACCUGGAGAAGGGGGAGGUGAAGUCCGAUCCCGACGCCGUCAAACAGGUUGCCAGGGCGACCAACAAUCUCCUGGACAGUCUGGGUUCGCUGGCAGUAGAGCUGGCUGGUAUGAAGAGCUGGAUCGACCUGAGGAACGAGAUCAUCUUCCUGACGCAGAACGCCACGUCGUCGCCCAGCACCAUGUACCAGGCGGUCUCCAGGAUCGUGUGCGGCCACCCCGAGGGCGGCGGCCUGCAGAUCAAAUCCCUCAACUGGUACGAAGACAGCAACUACAAAGCUCUGUUCGGAAACCACAACAGCAGCGAGGACGAGCCUGCGGCGCUCUAUGACAACUCCUCCACUCCGUACUGUAACAGUCUGGUGAAGAACAUGGACUCAAACCCGAUGUCCAGGAUGAUCUGGCAGGCUCUGAAGCCCCUGCUGAUGGGGAAGAUCCUUUACACCCCCCACACCCCCGCCACCCAGAGGGUCAUCCACGAGGUGAACCGGACCUUUCAGGAGCUUGGUGUGUUCAGGGACCUCGGCGGGAUGUGGGAAGAAAUGAGACCAAAAGUGUGGAAAUUCAUGGAGAACAGCGAGCAGAUGGACAUCAUCAGGACUCUGCUGAAGAACAACGUCACUGCCCGCUUCUUCCACGCUCAGCUGACCGACACCGACUGGACCGUCGCCGAUAUCUCCAACUUCCUAUCCAAGCAGGCAGAGGACCCAAGGCCGUCGGGCAGCGCCCUCACCUGGAGGGACGUGUUCAAUGAGACUGACCAGGCCAUCAUGAGCAUCUCCCGCUUCAUGGAGUGUGUGAACCUCGACAAACUGGAGCCGGUCUCCACUGAGGAACGACUGGUCAACCAAUCCAUUCUGCUGCUGGAGGACAGGAAGUUCUGGGCGGGUAUCGUGUUCCCGGACGUCGACCCCAACGCUACCGAGCUGCCGGCCAAACUCAACUACAAGAUCCGCAUGGACAUCGACAAUGUGGAGCGGACCAAUAAGAUCAAAGACGCGUACUGGGAUCCAGGUCCUCGUGCUGACCCGUUUGAGGACAUGCGGUACAUCUGGGGCGGGUUCUCAUACCUGCAGGACGUUAUUGAGCAAGGCAUCAUCAGAGCGAUGACGGGCACCAAGGAGAAGACAGGCGUCUACAUCCAGCAGAUGCCGUAUCCCUGCUACGUAGACGACAUUUUCCUGCGGGUGAUGAGCCGCUCCAUGCCUCUCUUCAUGACUCUGGCCUGGAUGUACUCGGUGGCGAUCAUCCUGAAGAGCGUGGUGUAUGAGAAGGAAGCCAGGCUGAAGGAGACGAUGAGGAUUAUGGGAUUGAAUAACGGCAUCCUGUGGUUUAGCUGGUUCAUCAGCAGCCUGAUUCCUCUGCUGAUCAGCGCUGGACUGCUGGUGCUGCUGCUCAAGAAGGGGAACCUGCUGCCCUACAGCGACCCUGGAGUGGUCUUCCUAUUCCUGGGUUCCUUCGCCGUGGUAACCAUCAUGCAGUGCUUCCUCCUCAGUACGGCCUUCGCCCGCGCUAACCUGGCCGCCGCCUGCGGAGGAAUAAUCUACUUCACCCUUUACCUGCCCUACGUGCUCUGCGUUGCUUGGCAGGACUACAUUGGCUUCGGAGCCAAAGUCUUCGCCAGCCUUCUGUCUCCUGUGGCGUUUGGGUUCGGCUGUGAGUACUUUGCUCUGUUCGAAGAGCAGGGAGUCGGUAUCCAGUGGAAAAACCUGGUCUCGAGUCCUCUGGAGGAGGACGACUUCAGCCUCCGCACCGCCAUCAUCAUGAUGUACUUCGACUCCAUCUUGUACGGAGUCCUCACCUGGUACAUCGAGGCUGUGUUUCCAGGUCAGUAUGGGAUCCCUCGACCCUGGUAUUUCCCCUUCACCAAGUCCUACUGGUUCGGAGAGAAAGACACAAAGUCCAACAAGGUCCCUCUGAACCGGAAAGAAAACGCAGAAGCUGUGUGUAUAGAGGAGGAGCCUGCUCACCUGGAGCCCGGUGUCUACAUCGAGAACCUGGUGAAGGUUUAUCGGCAUGGGAAGAAACUGGCGGUGGAUGGACUGACACUCGGCUUCUACGAGGGACAAAUCACCUCCUUCCUGGGACACAACGGAGCUGGGAAAACCACCACCAUGUCCAUCCUGACCGGUCUGUUCCCUCCAACCUCUGGUACCGCAUACAUCCUAGGCAGAGACAUCCGGACUGAACUGAGUGCCAUCAGACAGAGUCUGGGAGUCUGUCCCCAACACAACGUCCUCUUCAGCAUGCUGACGGUGGAAGAACAUAUCUGGUUCUAUGGCCGGCUCAAAGGCCUCUCAGAGGAACAGGUCAAAGGUGAGAUCCAGCAGAUCCUGCAGGACACCGGGCUACCGCACAAACGCACCUCCAGGGCCAGCGCACUGUCCGGGGGCAUGCAGAGGAAGCUAUCUGUGGCUCUGGCCUUUGUAGGUGGGUCAAAGGUUGUGAUCCUGGAUGAGCCAACUGCCGGCGUCGACCCCUACGCCCGCAGAGGGAUCUGGGAUCUGCUGCUUAAGUACAGACAGGGUCGGACCAUCAUCCUGUCCACGCACCACAUGGACGAGGCAGACAUCCUUGGCGACCGGAUCGCCAUCAUCUCCCACGGGAAGCUGUGCUGCGUGGGCUCAUCCCUGUACCUGAAGAACCAGCUGGGGACAGGCUACUACCUGACGCUUGUGAAGAAAGAACCAGAGCCUUCCCUCAGCUCCUGCAGGAACUCAUCCAGCACCGUGUCCUUCAGCAAGAAGGAGGAGGAGUGCGCCUCGGUCAGCAGCAGUGAUGCCGGACUCGGCAGCGAACAUGAAAGUGAGGCCGCUACCAUCGAGAACGGCCCUGCGGCGUCCAUCUGUGAUGUCCCCUUCAUCCACCCUGACGUGUCCCUGGUCUCGGGUCUGAUCCUGUGUCAUGUCCCCGCCGCCCGUCUGGUGGAGGACCUUGGACACGAGCUGACCUAUGUCCUGCCCUACAGUGCCGCCAAGGACGGGGCCUUCGUGAAGCUCUUCAAAGACCUGGACCUCAAGCUGCCUGACCUCGGCAUCUCCAGCUACGGAGUGUCUGACACCACGCUGGAGGAGAUUUUCCUGAAAGUGGCUGAAGAUAAUGGAGUCGACACCGAAGUGCCUUCAGAUGGGACACUUCCUGUUCGGAGGCGGAGGAGGACUCACGCCUUCGGUGGAGGAGACCAUCAGAGCUGUCUGAGACCUCUAACGGAGGACGACAACAAUGACUGCAACGAGUCUGACGGAGAUCCUGAGUGCCGGGAGACAGACUGGCUGAACUGCACUGACGGUAAGGGCUCGUACCAGGUGAGCGGGUGGAGUCUGAGGAGGCAGCAGUUUGUGGCUCUGAUUUGGAAACGUUUUUUGUACGCUCGACGCUCCAGGAAGGGCUUCUUCGCUCAGAUUGUUCUUCCUGCUGUAUUCGUGUGCAUCGCUCUGGUCUUCAGUCUCAUCGUCCCCCCAUUUGGAAAAUAUCCAAGUCUGGAGCUGCAGCCCUGGAUGUACGAGGACCAAGUCACCUUCAUCAGUGACGACGCUCCCGGAGACGCUAACAUGCAGAAGUUAUUGAGCGCUCUGUUGGACACUCCAGGCUUUGGGACUCGCUGCAUGGACGGACAUCCCAUCCCAGAGGCCCCCUGUACAAUGGGCGAUGAGGACUGGCAGACUCCUGAGGUCCCAGAGAGCGUCCAGCAGAUCUUCAGCUCCGGUAACUGGACCAUGGACAAUCCGUCUCCAGCUUGUUUCUGCAGCUGCGACGGCAAGAAGAAGAUGCUUCCGGACUGUCCCGCUGGAGCUGGAGGACUGCCCCCCCCUGAGAUGAAGCUGAGCGCCACCGACACUCUACAGAACCUGACAGGCAGAAACAUCUCAGACUACCUGGUGAAAACCUAUGCUGAGAUCAUCGGCAAGAGUUUGAAGAACAAGGUCUGGGUGAAUGAAUUCAGGUACGGAGGCUUCUCAUUGGGUGCGAGGAGCACACAGGUCCUCCCACCGGCCAAUGAGAUCGACGACGCCAUUGAACGAGUCAGGAAGAUCUUUGAGUUACAGAAGGGCGCGGCUGCAGAUCGAUUCCUCGACAGUUUGUCAGGUUUCAUCAACGGUUUGGACACGAAGAACAAUGUGAAGAUCUGGUUCAAUAACAAGGGCUGGCACAGUAUCGGAGCGUUCAUCAAUGUGAUGAAUAACGGCAUCCUGAGAGCGAACCUUCCUGCAGGCAGCGACCCCAGCAAGUACGGCAUUAGUGCCUUCAACCACCCUCUGAACCUCACCAAGGAGCAGCUGUCCCAGGUCGCACUGGUAACCACCUCUGUGGAUGUCCUGGUGUCCAUCUGCGUGAUUUUCGCUAUGUCCUUCGUCCCAGCCAGCUUUGUAGUCUUCCUCAUCCAGGAGCGGGUCAGUAAGGCCAAACACAUGCAGUUCAUCAGUGGAGUGCAGCCACUGCUCUACUGGGUGGCCAACUUCAUCUGGGACAUGUGUAACUACGUCGUCCCAGCAGCGCUGGUCAUCUUCAUCUUCAUCUGUUUCCAACAAAAAGCCUACGUCUCCUCCACCAACCUGCCGGUGCUCGCCCUGCUGCUGCUGCUCUAUGGCUGGUCCAUCACUCCUCUGAUGUACCCCGCCUCCUUCUUCUUUAAGAUCCCCAGCACCGCCUACGUCGUCCUCACCAGCGUCAACAUCCUCAUCGGCAUCAACGGCAGCAUCUCCACCUUUGUCAUGGAGCUGUUCGGAAACAACGAAAUUGGAGGAAUCAACGACAUCCUGAAGAACGUCCUCCUCAUCUUCCCCCACUUCUGUCUCGGCCGAGGACUCAUCGACAUGGUGAAGAACCAGGCGAUGGCCGACGCCCUCGAGAGAUUUGGUGAGAACAGCUUCCGCUCUCCUCUGGAGUGGGACAUGGUGGGAAAGAACCUGUUUGCGAUGGCUGUAGAGGGAGUGGUCUUCUUCAUCAUCACCGUCCUCAUUCAGUACAGAUUCUGCAUCAAACCCAGGUCGGUCAGUACACUCACUAAACUGGGACCUCUGGGUGAGGAGGACGAGGACGUGGCCCGAGAGAGACAGAGGAUCGUCCACGGCCUCGGACACGGAGACAUCCUGGAGCUCCGACAGCUCACCAAGGUGUUUAAGAGGAAGCAGAAGCCGGCCGUGGACCAACUGUGUGUGGGGAUUCCACCUGGAGAGUGUUUCGGGCUGCUCGGGGUCAACGGAGCAGGAAAGACGACGACCUUUAAGAUGCUGACCGGAGACACGCUGGUGACCAGCGGAGAGGCCUUCCUGGCCGGGAAGAGCAUCCUGAGGGAGAUCGAUCAGGUCCAUCAGAACAUGGGUUACUGUCCUCAGUUCGACUCCAUCAACGAGCUGCUGACAGGAAGAGAACAUCUGGAGCUGUACGCCGUCCUCAGAGGAGUCCCAGAGAAACAAGUCUGUGACGUGGCAGAGUGGGGUAUCAGGAAGUUGGGUCUGGUGAAGUAUGCUGAUAAAGCAGCAGGAAGUUACAGCGGAGGAAAUAUGAGGAAACUGUCCACAGCGAUGGCUCUGAUUGGUGCUCCACCCGUCGUCUUCCUGGACGAACCCACGACCGGCAUGGACCCCAAAGCUCGCCGCGCCCUCUGGAACUGCAUCCACAGCGUCAUCAAGGAGGGACGCUCCGUCGUCCUCACCUCACACAGUAUGGAGGAGUGUGAGGCUCUGUGCACCAGGAUGGCAAUCAUGGUGAACGGCAGGUUCAGAUGUCUUGGCAGCGUCCAACAUCUGAAGAACAGGUUUGGUGACGGGUACACCAUCAUCUUGAGGGUGGCGGGGCCCGACCCCGACCUGCUGCCCGUCAUGAAGUUCAUCGAGAGUGAGCUGAACGGCAGCACGCUGAAGGAGAAACACCGCAACAUGCUGCAGUACCAGCUGCCCUCCUCGCUCACCUCGCUCACACACAUCUUCUCCAUUCUGGCCAAAAAUAAAGAGACGCUCAGGAUCGAGGACUACUCCGUCACUCAGACCACUCUGGACCAGGUGUUUGUGAACUUUGCGAAGGACCAGAGUGACGACUAUCACUCCAAAGACAACUCCGUGAGGCGGAAGGACGUCACCAUCGAGGUUCCCGCUCUGAGCUCGAGUCAGGGCAGCGCUGAGGGCGGGGCGGCGCUGAGGGAGAGCGUCAUGUGAUCAAGUUUUAGGAGGCUGGAGCUUCAGCCUGGACUCGACCUGCUGCAGAGGACGCCCCUUCCUCACCUGUCGUGAUGUCAUACUGAUUUGAAUACUAUGGGCGUGGUCACCUGCUGCCUUAUGCCAGUCAAUGCAAAUGAUUUCCUGCGGAGGCGCCAAGUGGCCCGCUGCCGCCGCUGACCGCCGUCACUGCCGGCCAGACUGAGUGUUAGAAAACUUGAAUAACGUGUUUCAUCCUCUAAUGAACUGUUCAGGGUCUGAUGAAGAAUCCAAAUCAUUUCAAACGGCCAAUUUUUAAAAAACGUUUGAUUCCGUUUUUAUCAGAGUUUAUUUAUAUAUCUGAGUAACUGGUUUUAUUUUAGCGAGGCGGCUUUACUGUUUCCUGUAGUGUUUAACAGCCAAUCAGAGCGCUCGAUGCAGAGCGCCGCACAGAGAAGAGUUAAUCUGAUUUUCUAGUUUUUGUAAGAAAAGGUGAUAAAGAGAUUUGUUAGUUUGGUGUGAAGCAGUGAAAUACCUCAGCAGCUCCUGGAAGCACACUACAGUAUUGAACAGUUCUCAAACAGCUGAUCAAUCGAUUGAUUGAUUGAUCCGAUCGAUCGUCUCUCCUUCACAUUCCUGAUCAGACUGAAGGAGCUUUAGCACUUUAUGUGUUCACACCAUCGGUUUGUCUUUGCACUGAAAUCCUCCAUAGCUAUUUGAUUCUCUGAUCAAUGACAGGAAGCGAUUGAUUAAUGUGACAGAGGAGAAGAAGAAGAAGAAGAACUGUUACUGGAGCUCAAACACACAAUAAAAUGAAACAAAUCCUC
This is a messenger RNA of Dicentrarchus labrax (European seabass), 7646 nucleotides long. It is a transcript of the gene abca1b, whose product is annotated as ATP-binding cassette, sub-family A (ABC1), member 1B. The transcript has 48 exons. Gene Ontology annotation, molecular function: lipid carrier activity; ATP hydrolysis activity; ATP binding. Bases 154 to 6840 code for a protein of 2228 amino acids. Gene Ontology annotation, biological process: transmembrane transport; lipid transport. The record is from RefSeq and is a predicted model, not a curated record. Gene Ontology annotation, cellular component: membrane; intracellular membrane-bounded organelle. Lineage: Eukaryota; Metazoa; Chordata; Actinopteri; Moronidae.